Messenger RNA from Boeremia exigua, 957 nucleotides. RefSeq lists its product as uncharacterized. The record is from RefSeq and is a predicted model, not a curated record. Bases 1 to 957 code for a protein of 318 amino acids. The transcript has 2 exons. Lineage: Eukaryota; Fungi; Ascomycota; Dothideomycetes; Pleosporales; Didymellaceae.
AUGGCUUUGUGUUUCGUGCCGAAGUCGGGAAAGAAGAGCGUGUAUGGCUUGCAGCAUGGCAGAUUACAUCUUGAUACAAAUGUGCCGAUGUGGAUGAACAUGGGGUACUGGAAGAAUGAUGCCCCAAGGCCCAAGAGUCUGGCUGCAGCAUGUCGAGACUUACUGAACCUUGUGCUUACUGAAGCUGGGAUACUCGACGGAGCGGACUCGAAAAUCUCGAGGUGUCUCAUUGACGUCGGCUUCGGCUGUGGCGAGCAGACUAUUCACCUGAUGAGCGAAAAGCCUGUCCGGCCUUCUGACAAGAUGUGGUGGGACGAGGAGCAUCAAAGCGCUUUGUUCGAUCAGUAUAUCGGUAUCACGCGAGACGAAGGGCAGUGUCGAUAUGCUCAAGAACGCGUGGACGAACUAAAGAAGGACAACGUUAACCUCUUCUGUGCAGAUGCUUCAAGACCUGAUAUCUGGGGUAAACAAUUGCUCACUUCCAUCAAUACGGCGGGUGCGAAAUCGAACGAAAACUGGCUACUGGCUUUAGACACUGCCUAUCACUUCUCUCCGUCGCGAUGGGUCUUGAUCAAGUAUGCGUACAGAAGCUUCGGGACAUCGUUCAUGGCAUUCGAUCUCUGCUUAUCACCACAUGCAACGAUGCUACAGAAGCUGAUUCUUCGAGUCCUGACCACGCUCAUGGGUGCACCGUGGAUGAACUUCGUUACCCCCGAGGGCUAUCGACAGAAGCUUGUAGAGAUUGGCUACGCGGACGAUGACAUCAAGAUCACCGACAUCUCUGAGGACGUCUUUGCACCUCUGGCCGAGUAUAUGGACGAUCAGCAUCGUAGGCUCAAGCUACUUGGUCUCGGUCUUGGAAACUUUCAGGCAGCUAAGUGGCUGUUCGGGUGGUGGGGAAGUACCGGUGUGAUACGUGGAGUCGUAGUGGUUGCGAAGCGCGUCGGGGAUCAGUGA